CAAUGCGCACGCGAUCUUCCACAAUGACAGCAACAACAAUAAAUAAAACGCAAGCCAACUGGAGUUAUGCAACAACACUUUGGCUUCCCCUGACAUUGCUGGCAGUCCUGGGCUGCUGUCAGGCAGCCAGCGUAAGCCUCCAUCUGCAGCCGCUGGAGAGCUCAGCGAAUAUACUGAAUGACAGCCAGAUUGUAGUGCGACCGCUAUCGUGGCUAAGGAGCGCUCAGGAUAUGUUCGCCAGCCCGGCAGGUCAUGUUGUUGUACAGGUGGCCAAAGAGCUGCUGCAUCGCUCAGCGGGAAAUAGUCAAGUGCUCAGCUUGAAUCUGACCAAUUUGCUGAUUAUUGUGCUGCUUAAGGUGCUGAUCUUUUCGGCUGGACUACUGGGGGCGGGCCACUGGAGCGGCUAUGGCCAUGGCUAUGCGCGUUCCGCAUCCCGCAUCGACGGAACCUAUGGCCUGGGUAUCACCUCAGGCGAUGACUAUCUUAUAAUGGGUUUCUUAGCUGCCCAGGGAGCCGGCCACGAUGACUGCCUGUAUGCCGCAGCCUGUGCAUGUCCAAACGCGGCCUACGAGUACGCCAAGGCGGCCCGUGCGCUGCUGGGCGCCAUUCAAAUAUUCCAGGGCGUACCCUUGGAGAAGCCGCGCUAUAAUGAUCUCAUCGUGCUGAUGGAGCGCGCCGCCUACGAUGGCUAUCGCGGAGCCAGCUGCAACACCACCCAAUCCUGCGAUGGCCUCUUAUAG
This is a messenger RNA of Drosophila montana, 740 nucleotides long. RefSeq lists its product as uncharacterized. The transcript has 3 exons. The record is from RefSeq and is a predicted model, not a curated record. Lineage: Eukaryota; Metazoa; Arthropoda; Insecta; Diptera; Drosophilidae. Bases 3 to 740 code for a protein of 245 amino acids.